AUGUUUCACGCCAAAGCGUACGCAAUUCUGUGUGUAAUAAUAAAAUGUGUAGAAGCCGGUGAGGGAGCCGGCUUGGCGGAAGGGCGGCAUGAAGGCGGGCUCGAGAGAAGAAGGCUCGACUACACGCCCGUGGAAAUAGACUUGGACGCGAAAGUGGACGAAAACGAGGUCGAGUACCUCAAGGUGAGGCCGUACGACAUCGACAUUCGCCACUACAACCUGAGGGAGGGCUACAGCCUCGCGAGGGUGAGUAAGUCCGAGCAGGAGAUUUGGAACAACUACAGGGACCAGGAGUGUGCCAACGUGUCGGUCGCGUACCAGGCCGACGCGCCCCUCCUGAUGUGCGUCAACUGCGUUAACAGCUCAGGCGGCGACGAGCACUACUACUUGGUGAACGAGAACGGCCGGUGGCUCGGCCUGAGGGACCGGUCGUUCUACGCGGUCUUCAACCGCUUCUUCCUCGAGACGACCGUCAGCAGGACCACGGACCUGAACUUGCAGGCUGAGCUGCGUGAGGACGACUUCUACGUCAACAGGUCCCCCGACUUCCCCUUCACGGUGGUCGUCCCCAACGUGUCACUGCUGGUCAACCGCCUGUACAGCGGCAACGACCUGAUUUGGGAGUCGCCGUCCACGAGGCUCCUCUACGUGUCCCUGUUCAAGAACGCCGAAAAGCCCCUCAUCUGCCUCAUCACCAGCAGCCUCACGCUCUUCUUCGUCAACGAGGGCCGACGGUGGCGCGAAAUUUCUGAGUCUGAGUACGCCUGCGUUCUCAGGGAGCUGGGGGUGGACCUCGCCAGCUUCGACAACUCCGUGGGCCUGGACGUCAGCAGUCCAGACAGCGAGCGCUUCCUCGUCACCUCCUUCGGGUCCGACCUCGUGUACUUCCGCAAGUGCAGCCCUCGCCCGGGCCUGAGGCUGACGAUCGUGCGCGACUCUCAGGCGCCCAGUCGCCACGGCCAUGAGGCCGGCAACCUGGUGUGGUCCUCCCCCCCCUCGUCCUCCGACCACUGCGUCUACGUUGGAAUCAACAUCAUGGAUGGCGUGCCCUCUCUGAUGAACCUGUAUAUCAAGAACCACCGCGGCGACCACAGGGUUGAGUACUUCGUGCGCGUCCACGACGGCUCGUGGGCCUCUAUCACCGAGUCUGAGUACUUCUACGUGAUGGAAAACAAUAAGAUGCCCGCCGAGUCGCCGAAGCGCAUAAACCCUGCUCUGCUGAGGAGCCACUUCAGGAACAAGCAGGGCCUGCUCAUCCAGACCUACUGUUCAAGGGCCCAGAACACAGAGGAUCAGGGCCCCGAGGCCCCCAAUGAUCAGCCGGCCAACGGCGAUGGUCCUCACACACACGCGCACAAGUCCAGGGGCGCCUUCAUUCUCGUUCACGGAAACCGCGAGUACUUCGUCUCCAACUUCCUCAACAGCGAGACGCUCUGGAACUUCAAGAACUUCGGCUAUCCCGCAUUCCCAACCAUUAACGCGUUCGACGAGCUGUUUUCGCCUAAUCUUAGCAGGCCCUCCCACUCAGGUUCAAACGCCUUAAAUAACCAGAAUGUGCCCCCCAGCCUCGUUGAGACUCCGCUGGGCCUGCAGAGGUUCCACUACGAGUGCAGUCUAGUCGGCGCCCUCAAUGAGAUGGGCUUCGACGUCUACGGAAUGGACAUGCAGUCCUUCGGACUCUCCGAGUCUGUCUCAGGUUCCAGGUGCUACGUCGACAGGUUCGACGACCUCGUCGACGACCUUCUCCAGUUCGUGGACAUCGUCAAGCGCGGCAAGUUCUCCGACAAGGGCCAGUCCUGGUACCCCGACGUCUUCUCCAUGGGCACUGAGCUCCUCAACGACAACCUGUUCCUGCUGGGCUACUCCAUGGGCGCCAACGUGGUCCUCCAGGCUGCCCAGAAGUUCAACAGAGACACUGAGGGCCCUUUCAACUUCGUGAACGGAAUCGUGUCGCUGUCUGGCAUGAUUGAUAUGGACAAGAACUUCUCCAACGUCUUCGACAAGACCUUUUCAAUGAUGGCUCUGAAUGUUCUGAACGCCGUUGUUCCGCACGCCGAGACUAAUAAAGGUUCAUACGACGACUGGACUAAGAAGAUGAGUGACUACCAAAAACUAUGUGACGGCUUCUACUUUAGCAAGAACUACUCCUUCAGAACAAUACAUGAGAUGUUUAAGGCCACAAAAAAUUUGAAGAGUGGAAUGCGUUAUUAUCCUGGUAACAUGCCAACUCUCUUUGUGCACUGCGAAAAGGAUCCCGUAUGCUCAAUUGAGGGACCCAAAAAGAUUUAUCACGAAUACAUCAAAAACAACCCUUACAGCGAGUUCAUUGAGCUCAAGGGCAACUCACAUGAAACCCCUAGCCCGCUGUUUAUGUACAACUUUUUAAACGAACUUAGAGCGUGGAUUGGCGUUGUGUCAUCUCACAAACAACCAACUCCACCUAGGUCAGGACCUAUCGGAAAGAGCUCGGUCUGGAACAUGAUAGAGAUAGUUUUAUAUGUUUUAAUUGGAUCGGUCUUAAAGACGAUCCUCAUAGUACUUGUGCUCAAGUACAGGAAGAAGAAAAAGAGGAAUGUAGAACGAUUAGUCGACAACGUGGAUUGCAUUGUACAUUAG
Messenger RNA from Theileria orientalis strain Shintoku, 2616 nucleotides. RefSeq lists its product as hypothetical. NCBI's taxonomy places the organism in Eukaryota, Apicomplexa, Aconoidasida, Piroplasmida, Theileriidae. The transcript has 4 exons. The record is from RefSeq and is a predicted model, not a curated record. Gene Ontology annotation, cellular component: membrane. Gene Ontology annotation, molecular function: lipase activity. Bases 1 to 2616 code for a protein of 871 amino acids.